Molecule: messenger RNA, 20416 nt
Organism: Lymnaea stagnalis (great pond snail)
Lineage: Eukaryota; Metazoa; Mollusca; Gastropoda; Lymnaeidae
Source: the annotation of a GenBank genome assembly
GUCAUAGAAGGUUACGGAAGUGUGUUUCUUGAAUGACAUAUUUUUCAGCGCAUUAAUACCAGUAGUUUUGAUGUGUAGACCUUGAGGGAAGUAGAGUUGUUCGUAUCGUGUAAAUUUUAAUAUUAUCAAAGGAGAGGAAUUUAACCUUUUUUCAUUAUGUCGAUGAAAGAAGCUAAGUAGGCCUAAUUUGAAUUUGUUCUCUACUUCGGUUAAGAAAGAGGCAGUCUUAUUCAAGAAAGAUAAAUCUUGGUGAGUUAUAAUAAAAAUGGACGAUCUAUUUCCUCUUUAGUUUGGCCUAGAUAUAACUAUUUAUUAUUUAACUAUCACUAUAAGGGUAUAACUAAUACUACUAAUAUUAAUACUAGAUCAAAUUUACGACGGCGUUAGUUAUUUGAAUAGUGUUAGUGACCAUUUGUCCCGAAAGGAAGGCAGACGAGCAAAUUUUUAAACUUUUAAUAGUUUUUAAAGUAAAAAGUAUCCAAAUUUUGUACCCAUUUUAUUUGAUAACAUAAUUUAUUAUAGUAUAGUUUCAGGGAUGAGUGAAUAUGAAUAAUGAAUAGGCUACAGACUAAAGAAAUUUUACAACUUUGUACUUAGUGAUACCGGUAGUUACAAUAAUUUACAAUGACAUGCCCAUGACAAUUCGAUUGUACUCAGCUUCUCUCUGUCUGAUGAGUAAACACUGAAGCUUAAUGACUUAAUGCAACCAAAAUUCACUCAAUUUUAUUCGAAAUUUCAAUAUUACUAUUAAUACUAGCCGUAAAGAUGAAGAGAUAGCUCUGGAUUAUUUUUCCAUAGCCGCGAACAUAUGUCUUAAAUUUAUCCCUAAAUCUGUCCCUAAAACUAACCUGAACCCUAAAUCUAUUCCUAAACUGGGUUUUGACCCUAUCGGAGCCAGGGACAAAACACGCAAAUGACUUCAGGGUGCUAUCUCUUCACAUUGACAUUAGCCCUAUUAGCAAACAGUUUCAUUCACUUCUCUGCAAAGCGCAAAGUAAGAAGUGGAAAAAAAGAUUAAUAUUCAUGAUUAUUAUACAGUUAGGGAAAGUAAGGCAUAAAAUAUUUGGUCAAAUUACACAGUGGGCGCCACUUUGAGUUUCUUUAUAGGUUUAUCUCCCUGGUAAACUUACGCAAUCAGCGCGACUCAUUUGAUUUUCAUAGUGUUAUUGCACUAAUUUCUUUCACAGCCGCCAUUUUUGUUGCCAUGAUGGCAGAUGCGCUACAGCAGGAAAGGUGCCGACUGAAAAAAACAAAUUUACUGCGAAAAAAUGUCUGCUAAAAAAAUAUCACAAAACAUACAAGCUGCAAAUUUAAUGAAACUUUUUAAAGAAAAAUCAACAACUCUAAAUUAAACAGAAUGUUAAGUCAGUCUCCCUAACUUAUGCGUAAAUUGAGUCUCCCUAAAACUCGAGCAUAAAUUUACCCCCUAAUUUAGUCCCCCUAAUGUAAGUGUAAAUCUCCAAACCUAAAAUCUAUGAUCUAACGCCCAAUGUAAACGCUAAAACCACAUGUUCGUGUUCUACUGUUAUUAAAUUACACACUGUACUGUUCUAAAGUUAAUGUAAAUUUGAAUAUAAAGAUUAAAAAUACUUUUAAAACAUUCAAAAUAAUGAAAACCCAUCUUACAGUUUCACAGAAUAAAUUUUACAUGCUUUAUUGAAGGUUCCACAAAAAUUAAAUUUGUACAAUUGCUUCUUUUUUUUAAAUAUUAUAAUUAACCACCCAAUGAAAUAUAUUAAUGUAAAAGCUCAUUAAGAAAAAAAAUUCCAAUCGGCAUAUUAAUAUUUAAAAAAAAGCAAAGUUAGCUCUCCACGGGUAAACAAGGGGGAUAAAUCUUACACAGACACCCAAUCUUACACAGACACCCAAAGUGGCGCAGAUAAUGUUCUUUGACCAAAUACUUUCUUUAUUCCAAAAGUUAAUUAAUUUUAAAUUUAUUUUUGAUAUAAAGAAACAAAAUUUGCAGCUCUAGCCCCCCCCCCCCCCCCCCCUGGUUUGCUACUCAUAAUUAAAGGAUCCUCCUAGGAGGUAGUGGAAUUUAGCAUUUUUAAAUUAAGUUAUUGUAAAUAAAUAGUACAGCAAAGAAUAAGCUCUUAAUAAUAAAUUAAACUUAUACAUUUUUUUUAGCUCCCAGUUGGUAGAGGUAAUAAAAAAUUCCAUGGGCCUAUAUGCUAUAGGCUUAGCCUAUGUAAUACAAUAAUUAUACUUAGGCCCUAUGUAUUAAAAAUAAAAAUAAAAAAUACUACCGUAUGAAUGAGUGUUUGAGGGGCAAAGGGGGGCCACCACUCCGGUUUGCACUUUUAGGGGUUAUGAUAACUUUCUAUAAAGGAUGUGUGUGUUUUAUUAAGGGAGCGCACUUUUGAGAAUUGACAUCUGGCAAAAUUUAGUAAGGAACACCAUUACUAUGGUCUGUACCCUGAUCUACUAUUAAUAGCUGAGGAUGGAUAGCAAUUUUAGAAAAAUGUUUCCUUCUGCAGGUUUUAACCUUCAUUUUAUUAGUGUUAGGACAUUAAAAAAUGUGGACUCAUUAAUGAUUUUCCUCACUUUUUUCAUCACAUUUAGAAUUUAUAGACUCUGCAUUCAGUAGUUUAUAGUUAAACUAAAUAAAUUAUUGUAACUUUGUCUUCAAAGAUAAUAAAUUAACCUAACUUUUAUUUCUAAAAAAGAGAGAUUUACAUUUAAAAAAGUAAAAAAAAAAAUUUAUAUUUAAAUUUCCCAUAUUUAACUCCAAGAAAGCUUGCAUAGUAAUAUAAUUGAGUUUUGUUAACUUUAAAAAGAAAAGAGCACCUUACCAUGAAGAGCUAGAAAUGAAUAUAUAUUUCUUAGUGAAUAUCUAGAUGUUGAUUAAAAUUAAACUUAUAACAGGUACUCAAUGAUAGACUUGACUAGUCUACCGUAAGAAAAUAUCACCAAAAAGUCAGAGAAAAAAGAAAAACUUAAUGAAAGAAUUGAGAAUAAAAAUUUAUUAAAGGUUAUAAAUUGCAGGAAGCUUAUCUGAGAAUAUGCCACUGAUAAAUAUUAAAUAAAGGAUAAUAAAUGAGCGACUGCAUUCAAGCUGUAUGAAGGCUAUAGCAGAACAAGAUAUGCGUAGGCUUGUAAUGAAAAGACAGACUGCAUUCCCCAAUUAAAGCUGUUUGAAGGCUAAAUAGAACAAAAUAUGCUUAGGUUUGAAAUGAAAAGACAGACGGCAUUCCCAAUUAAAGCUGUGUGAAGGCUAUAGUACCGGUAGAACAAGAUAUGUUAAGUUUGAAAUGAAAAGACCGACUGCAUUCCCCAAUUUAAGCUGUGUGAAGGCUAUAGUAGAACAAGAUAUGCUUAGGCUUGUAAAAGUAUCCAGUAAUAGGGCUGCUAGGUAGCUUUAUAGGGCUGCUGGUAGCUUUAUACGACUGCUGGUAGCUUUAUUUGGCUGCUAGGUAGCUUUAUAGGGCUGCUGGUAGCUUUAUAGGGCUCCUGAAAUGUGGGGGUCUGAAAGUAUUAUAGAUAUUUGUUGUUUUUGUUGCCAGGACAGUCUGCUAAAAUGCCAAACUGUUUGUUUCAAAACCUGAUACAUAGCAAUACAAUUCUAGUACAAUAGAAAGUUGGGUCAAGUUACAUGCAGCGCUCCACUCAUUAAAAAAAAAAUUAGUUUAAAAAAAAAAAAACUUUAAAUUUAUUGAAAUAAUUGUUUGAGAAAUAACUUCAAUUCUUAAAUCUGCUACUCAACCUAACCUAAAUGCUAAGUCAGUAUCAAGCAUAACUUUACCCCAAAAUAUAGUCUUCCCUAACUAAUAAUUUAAGUUGUUUUUUUUAUUCCUGAAAAAUCACAGUUUCAUGUUGAACUUCGUACUGGUGAUGCCGUCUUCUAUAGCAGAAUUAUAUUGUUGAGUUUUGGGAUGUGAUGGAUAAUGAGUCAGGAUAAUCUAAUAUCAGAUUAACCCGUCUAUAAUAUGUAUAACUAUAUGAGUAUAGUUUACUGACAUAUGUAAUAGUUUCACAAAAUUUUCUUAUUCCUUAUCUCUGUCAGACACACAAAAACAUGCACAAAUCAAUAACACGAGGAAGUGUCCAACAAAUAAUAUUUGUCACCUAAAGCUGGAUAUUUUUCAAUUGGCCACCUCCCCACAAUAUUGUCAUACCUGUUACAGACCUGUUUACUCUUAUGAUUUUGGCGUACAAUGUAUGAUUUUGAGGUGUAUACAUUAUAUAUACUGCAUGUUUAUUUUUUUUACUUCUAAGAUAAUGUAUUGUACAAUUUUAAGAUUUUGAGGGUAAACAGGUCUGGUAAACAGGCCACUGAAGUAAAUAGAUAUAUGUUAUGACAGACAAACUCCAUAAAGAAGAACAUUUAGACCAGCUAUGAAUUAAUUUUACAGUUUUUUAGCUUUUCAAUUUAUCCAUGACUAUCAUACAAUUGCAGUGUAGGCUGAUGAAUGCUCACAAGAGUCCUCUGAAGUCAUUCUUUUUUACAUAUUUUCAGGCAAUUUGAAUUUUCCACCCUGCUAAAAUAAUGGAGUAGUUUGAUGAGUGUAAUCAUGUGGCCGAACAACACAAGGCUGUUCCCUUUCAUUUCUUCUCAAAGUAUUUCAUGGACAUUGUUGGCUUGAAUGGCAGCAAACAAACUUAAAGGACUUGUCAGCAGGAACAAGCGCCGUCUGAAGGAAGAUGGCUUUGACUUGGAUCUCACAUGUAUCCUAUUUAAUUGAUUAAACAUUAUUAUACAAUGCCAAUUUGAGGUUUAAAGGGGAAAUAAGAUGUUUGAAAAGCUUUUUAAAAUAUUACCUGUGAGCUAGAAGAAAUUGUGAAAGUUGAUUAUGGAUCAUUCAGCUCAUAUUUGGAAAUGAAUGUUAGUCAUGAAAUGAUGUCUCAUGGUGAUUGGUUCAUUAGAUUCAUUUAAAUAAAAAUUAUACUGAACUUUACGGGUGACAUAAUCAUAAUAAUAGCAUAUCAUUUGAUGCCUUCAUGUUCCCAACAGGUGUCAUGUGCCAGUUUUUUAAAACAGAUUCAUUUUUAAAAAAUGCAAAACACGUACCCAUAAUUAUGUUGAAAAAAUUGUGAAACAAAAAGCCCUUCAAGAGGAGCAGAUUACAACAAAAAAACCCUCAAGAGAAGCAGAUUACAACAAAAAGCCCUUCAAGAGGAGCAGAUUACAACAAAAAGCCCUUCAAGAGGAGCAGAUUACAACAAAAAGCCCUUCAAGAGGAGCAGAUUACAACAAAAAGCCCUUCAAGAGGAGCAAAUUACAACAAAAAGCCCUUCAAGAGGAGCAGAUUACAACAAAAAGCCCUUCAAGAGGAGCAGAUUACAACAAAAAGCCCUUCAAGAGGAGCAGAUUACAAAAUUUAAACUCAGCUUUUUCAUUAAAACUUCUUGUGUAAAACAAGAUUUCCAAUAUUAGCCCUAUUGUCCAACAGCUGAUCCCCUUUUUGCAGGGAAAAGCCUGAUAAAGAUAAAUCAUAAUGUAUAGCACAGGUUCUUGAGUCUUGUGUCUCCUGGUACAUAAAGUAACCUAAUUGAACUUGUUUCUUGUGUCUCCUGGUACAUAGAGUAACCUAAAUGAACUUGUUUCUUGUGUCUCCUGGUACAUAGAGUGACCUAAUUGAACUUGUUUCUUGUGUCUCCUGGUACAUAGAGUAACCUAAUUGAACUUGUUUCUUGUGUCUCCUGGUACAUAGAGUAACCUAAUUGAACUUGUUUCUUGUGUCUCCUGGUACAUAGAGUAACCUAAUUGAACUUGUUUCUUGUGUCUCCUGGUACAUAGAGUAACCUGCUUUGUAUCUCAAUCAUUCAAUGAAAUGAAGACAAAAUAUAUGGUAAUGUGACAAAACAUGCAUAAUGGUGAUAACAUCAAAAUAAACAUCCUUGAGAGAGUGGCUACUUUCAAAUAUCUAAGAGAUACUAUAAAUGUGCACAAUGAAAUAAUGUCAGACGUGAAAGAAAGCAUAACAGCAAGCAACCGUUUUUAUUUGAGACUACAAAAGCUACUGGGAAGCUAAAAACCCUCAAGGAGAACAAAGAAAGCAAAAGACCUGUUUUAAUUUAUGCAAGUGAGACUUGGUCCCUUGCCAGAAAAGCAGAGAACCUGCUCAUUACAUGGGAGAGGAAAAUCCUCAAUAAAAUAUAUGGUCCUUUGAUAGACAAUGAUGUAUGGAGAAUCCUUACUUACCAAGAGAUAUAUCGUUUGAAGAUGCACCCAUAGUUGCAACGAUUUAAAAAGGCAGACUGCUCUGGACAGGACACGUUAAGAGGGUGCCGUAAUGUGGAGCAGCAAAAGUUAUCUCAGGCAGAAACCUAGGGAGAGACGGCUCAUCUGUCAACGAAGACUAAGAUGUAUUCACAACGUAGAGAAGAACUGAUCACAAGCUGGGGAUCCGCACAUGGAGGUGGAAUUUCAUGGAUCAAUCCCAAUGGAGGGAUGUGGUGGAGCAGGCCCCACAUGGGCUGUAGCACCACUGACAAUGAUUGUAGAGUGUAACUAAAAAUAGUGCUGUAUCUCUAUCUAUAUCUAUAUCUAAAAAAUUUGCUGUCAUUAUCAGGACAUGCACUUUUAACCUACAUUUCUCUAUUUUAACAUUUCUCUAUUGUAACAUUUCUCCAUUGUAAAGUUUCUCUAUUGUAACAUUUUGUUUGAUUGAUUUGAUAUUUAUAUUGUGCUGGUAUCCAUGCCAUUUUAGCAUGCUCACUGCGCUCUGGUCCUCCAAAAUCUAUUUAAGCAAAAAGGUUUUUAAUUGUUUCUUAAAUGAUUUUUUAUCAUUUACAAUUCCCCUCAAAGAUUGAGGCAAACUGUUCCAUAAUUUUGGCGCCAUCGCUUCAAAAGAGCGCACUCCGUACAACUUUUGUCUGUGUUUAUCCACACUAGGAACACUCAGCAAGUACUGUGAUGAAGACCGCAGACUCUUCACGGAUACAUGUUUAUAAAUCAGUUCCUUGAGAUAUUCAGGUGCUGAGCCAUUUCUCUAUUGUAAUGUUUUAUUUCACAUUACAUUUAUUAUGCAUUUUGUUUUAUUGGGGCUCUUUACUUUUGUAUAAAUACACAAGUCAAUAUUUCAAUGACUGCACAUAGUAUAGAUCACCUGUUUAUCAAAGUAUUCUUCAAUAUCCUUAGUUUAUUUCCUGUGCUUCAUUUUAUUACAUAGUUUGUUGACCUUAAUUUAUUUUAAGUAUAAAUUAUGUAUUGUGAUUUCUUACAAUUAACCACUCUACUAUUUUGAAAUGCAAUACCAUUGCAAAUACAAUUUAUGCCUUGAUAUAUACAUACAUACAUACAUACAUAUAAACAUACAUACAUACAUAUAUAGAUAGAUAGAUAUAAAAAGAAAUAGAUAGCUAUAGAAAGUAUGUGAAGAUAGUUUCAAUGAAAUGCCUUGCACCAAGUGUUAGACUAAGAUUAAACCUUAACUUCUCUCAAGAUAUCACACCCAACAUCAUUGCAAUGGGAUUCCCGGCAGAAAAACUGGAAGGCUACUACAGAAAUCACAUGGAGGACGUCAUCAAGUCAGAUUUUAGGCAUUUUAAAAUUAUCAUUAAUCGCCUGACAAUUAUUUAUCGCGUUUAUAUUGAUCCCCUGACUGGCUUUUGAUACCAUAUAUUUUGUUUUGUGUGUUAGGCACCAUAGUGGCUAAUUGCCACAAGAAUAAAUAGCUGACCAACUCAACUUUGUUUUUAUAUGUUCUCACAGGUUUUUAGAAUCAAAACACAAAGAUCAUUACAAAGUCUACAACUUGUAAGUAGUUUUUUUAACUGUUGACAGUCAUAAACACUUCAAUGUGCAAGGAAAGUUACUUGUCUCUGUACUGGAUUAAAAGUCCAUUUCAGUUUCAAUACCGAUAUAUAAAUAAAAAAAAAAUAUAUAUAUAUAUAACUCGGUCCUUAAUGACCAAGUCUAAAUGUUAAAUCUAUAUGUAUGGAAGCUAAAUGACUAAGUCUAAAUGUUUAUAACGAUAAACUCACACAUGGUGUUUUAUCAGAAGUUUUUGUUAAAAAAAUAACAAAAAAACUGAUUUAAGUCACAUUGAAAAUGAUCUUGAAGAGUUCUUGGACUCAUUGCAGAUGUUCUGAGCGGAGCUAUGAUCCUGGCAGGUUUCACAAUAGGGUGGCUUAUUAUCCGUUUGACGACCACAAUCCUCCCCGGCUGGAACUCAUCAAACCAUUUUGUGAAGAUCUUGACAGCUGGCUGUCACAGCACAGUGACAAUGUGGCAGCUAUUCACUGUAAAGCUGGGAAGGUGAGAUGUUGAAUCAUUUAUAGUCAUUUACUAACAGGUUGCAGUGUAUAGCAUACAGGUUGUAGUGAAAAUCUAUAGGUAGUAGUGUAAAUCACUCAGGUUGUAGUGUAUAUCACUCAGAUUGUAGUGUAAAUCAUACAGGCUCUGGUGUAACAGAGCUGUUCUUAGGCAUAGGCAAACUAAGCAACCGCCUAGGGCCCCACUGCCAAGUAGGGCCCCACUGCCAAGUAGGGCCCCACUGCCAAGUAGGGCCCCACUGCCAAGUAGGGCCCCACUGCCAAGUAGGGCCCCACUGCCAAGUAGGGCCCCACUGCGAAGUGCUUUUUUUUUUAGCCUAAAAUUUGCAACAACUGGUGUUAUCUUCCUAAGUCAACUCUAUACAUCUGGUGUUCUCAUCCUAAGUCAACUCUAUACCACUGGUUCUAUCUUCCUAAGUCAGCUCUAUACCACUGGUUCUAUCUUCCUAAGUCAACUCUAUGUCACUGGUGCUUUCUUCCUAAGUCAACUCUAUACCACGGGUGUUAUCUUCCUAAGUCAACUCUAUACCACUGGUGCCAUCUUCCUGGUCUUUCUAAGUCAACUCUAUACCACUGGUGCCAUCUUCCUAAGUUAAGUCACAUUAUUUCUGAAUACAUUCCUUGAUCGCCCUCAAAAGAAUGAUUUCUCCGCUUUCUUACGGAAAAACAUGUUGCAAUUUUAAAAAAAGGGCAUUGGUAUAUGUAUGGACCAAUAUUGAUGCAAGAAAUGUUCCAUUUCUCCAAGUGUAUAAUAUGUUAAUCGUCAGUCAUGUAUCCAACCACAUCAGUCUUGUAUCCACCCACGUCAGUCAUGUAUCCAACCACAUCAGUCAUUAUUCAACCACGUCAGUCAUGUAUCCAACCACGUCAGUCAUGUAUUCAACCUUCAACCACGUCAGUCAUGUAUCCAACCACGUCAGUCAUGUAUCCAACCACGUCACUCAUGUAUCUAACCACAUCAGUCAUGUAUUCAACCACAUCAGUCAUGUAUCCAAACACGUCGGUAAUGUAUCCAACCACAUCAGUCAUGUAUUCAACCACAACAGUCAUGUAUCCAAACACAUCGGUAAUGUAUCCAACCACAUCAGUCAUGUAUUCAACCACAUCAGUCAUGUAUCCAAACACAUCGGUAAUGUAUCCAACCACAUCAGUCAUGUAUUCAACCACAUCAGUCAUGUAUCCAAACACGUCGGUAAUGUAUCCAACCACAUCAGUCAUGUAUCCAACCAUGUAAAGACCAGGAAAUAGUUUGUUGCUAUAUUCUAGGAAUGAGCUUCCUGGUUCUGAGACCACAAACUAUAUUUGUGUAACCCCACUUGAAAAGCUCUUGAGACAAUUAGUGCGGCAUACUAAAAAGAAAUAAUCCUUUCCGCUCUUGAUUGAUUUCAUCAGCUAACAGUGUACUUUUGUUUGAAAGUGACGCUUCAUUCAUGUGCCACGUCAUUAGCCCUGACAAGUACCUGAGAUCAAAGUUUUAUGUAAUAUUUCAUGACCACAUCAUUAACUCUGCAACAUGGUCACCGUCCAUUGAUAAAGUGCAUGAUUUAAAGACAGUUCGGGGUUCCUUUUGGAGAGAUUAAUAUACCUGAAAACAUUCAUGAGGCAAGCUGUAUGAUUGAUAACCAAAAGCUGCAUCUGUCAUGGAGAGAUCUUCAUCUGUCACGGAGACACAGUGAUUAAUUUUCUAUCUGCAUAUGUCACGCAGAGAUAAUGAUUAGUUUUCUAUUUGCAUCUGUCAUAAAGAGACAAUGAUUAAUUUUCUAUCUGCAUCUGUCAUUCAGAGACAAUGAUUAAUUUUCGAUCUGCAUCCGUCAUGGAGAGGCAAUGAUUAAUUUUCUGUCUGCAUCCGUCACAGAGUGACUUAAGAAGAGUCUGCCCUUUCCACUGCUGAAGGACAAAUUGGCAGUCUCUGCUGUAUUUGGUACUGGUGAAUGACAGAUUGGCAAAGCAGUCUCUGCUGCAUUUCGUACUAGUGAAAGACAGAUUGGCAGUCUCUGCUUUUUCCCUUAGUCACUGACAAAUUGGCAGUCUCUGCUUCACUUUCCAUUUGUGACUGACAGAUUGGCAGUCUCUGCUUCACUUUCCAUUUGUGACUGACAGAUUGGCAGUCUCUGCUGCACUUUCCAUUUGUGACUGACAGAUUGGCAGUGUCUGCUUCACUUUCCAUUUGUGACUGACAGAUUGGCAGUCUCUGCUUCACUUUCCAUUUGUGACUGACAGAUUGGCAGUCUCUGCUUCACUUUCCAUUUGUGACUGACAGAUUGGCAGUCUCUGCUGCACUUUCCAUUUGUGACUGACAGAUUGGCAGUCUCUGCUUCACUUUCCAUUUGUGACUGAUAGAUUGGCAGUCUCUGCUUCACUUUCCAUUUGUGACUGAUAGAUUUGCAGUCUCUGCUUCACUUUCCAUUAGUGACUGACAGAUUGACAGUCUCUGCUUUUUCCCUUAGUCACUGACAAAUUGGCAGUCUCUGCUUCACUUUCCAUUUGUGACUGAUAGAUUGGCAGUCUCUGCUUCACUUUCCAUUUGUGACUGAUAGAUGGGCAGUCUCUGCUUCACUUUCCAUUUGUGACUGAUAGAUUUGCAGUCUCUGCUUCACUUUCCAUUAGUGACUGACAGAUUGACAGUCUCUGCUUCACUUUCCAUUAGUGACUGACAGAUUGGCAGUCUCUGCUGCACUUUCCAUUAGUGACUGACAGAUUGGCAGUCUCUGUUGCACUUUCCAUUUGUGACUGACAGAUUGGCAGUCUCUGCUUCACUUUCCAUUUGUGACUGACAGAUUGGCAGUCUCUGCUUCACUUUUCAUUAGUGACUGGCAGUCUCUGCUUCACUUGCCAUUUGUGACUGAUGACUGACAGAUUGUCAGUUUCUGCUGCACUUUCCACUGGUGAAUGUCAGAAGUUAUUGUUCUUCUUCUGGGUCUUCUUUCAGCAAGAUUAGUCAAUUUUCACCGACUGGGUUUCCCCUGCGUCACAGCACACCUCAAGCUGAAAUUGUCUCAGCACUGCCCUGCGUCACAGCACACCUCAAGCUGAAAUUGUCUCAGCACUGCCCUGCAUCCCAGCACACCUCAAGCACUGCCCUUCAAGUUAUCUAUUUAUGUCCAGUAGGUUGUGCAAUCUCUACAUGCUUGCUGUAGAGUAGGUUAUGCAACCUGUACAUGCUUGCUGUAAAGCAGGUUGUGCAAUCUCUACAUGCUUGCUGUACAGUAGGUUAAGCAACCUGUACAUGCUUACUGUAAAGCAGGUUGGGCAACCUCUACAGCAGAUCUGGGUCUUGUUUAAACCUAGUAAUAUUGUCACAAUCCUUCUUUUCCAAUCAUUCUUUUCUGUCUUUGACAAAUUGUUUUCUUAUAUUUUUAGAGCUUGAGAAACUAAAAAAAUAAAAAUAAAUUAUUGCUUGAUUUUAAAAAGACAAAAAAUGCUAAUGAUGAUGAUGAUGAUGAUGAUGAUGAUGGUGAUGGUGAUGAUGAUGAUGAUGAUGAUGAUGAUGAUGGUGAUGAUGAUGAUGAUGAUGAUGAUGAUGAUGAUGAUGGUGAUGAUGAUGAUGAUGAUGGUGAUGAUGAUGGUGAUGAUGAUGAUGGUGAUGAUGGUGAUGAUGAUGAUGAUGAUGAUGAUGGUGAUGAUGAUGAUGAUGAUGAUGAUGAUGAUGAUGAUGAUGAUGGUGAUGAUGAUGAUGAUGAUGGUGAUGAUGAUGAUGAUGAUGAUGAUGAUGAUGAUGAUGAUGAUGAUGAUGAUGAUGAUGAUGAUGAUGAUGAUGAUGAUGAUGAUGAUGAUGAUGAUGAUGAUGAUGAUGAUGAUGAUGAUGAUGAUGAUGAUGAUGGUGAUGGUGAUGAUGAUGAUGGUGAUGAUGAUGAUGGUGGUGAUGGUGAUGAUGAUGAUGGUGAUGAUGAUGAUGAUGAUGGUGAUGAUGAUGAUGAUGAUGAUGAUGGUGAUGAUGAUGAUGGUGAUGAUGAUGAUGGUGAUGAUGAUGAUGGUGAUGGUGAUGAUGAUGAUGAUGGUGAUGGUGAUGAUGGUGAUGGUGAUGAUGAUGAUGAUGGUGAUGGUGAUGAUGAUGAUGAUGAUGAUGGUGAUGAUGAUGAUGAUGAUGAUGAUGGUGAUGAUGGUGAUGAUGAUGAUGAUGGUGAUGAUGAUGAUGAUGAUGAUGAUGAUGAUGGUGAUGAUGAUGAUGGUGAUGGUGAUGAUGAUGAUGAUGGUGAUGAUGGUGAUGAUGAUGGUGAUGGUGAUGAUGAUGAUGGUGAUGAUGAUGAUGAUGGUGAUGAUGAUGAUGGUGAUGAUGAUGAUGAUGAUGAUGAUGGUGAUGAUGAUGAUGGUGAUGAUGAUGAUGAUGAUGGUGAUGAUGAUGAUGGUGAUGAUGAUGAUGGUGAUGGUGAUGGUGAUGAUGAUGAUGAUGAUGAUGAUGAUGAUGAUGAUGAUGAUGGUGAUGAUGAUGAUGAUGAUGAUGAUGAUGAUGGUGAUGAUGAUGAUGGUGAUUAUGAUGAUGGUGAUGAUGAUGAUGAUGAUGAUGAUGAUGAUGAUGGUGAUGAUGAUGGUGAUGAUGGUGAUGAUGAUGGUGAUGAUGAUGGUGGUGAUGGUGAUGAUGAUGAUGGUGAUGGUGAUGAUGGUGAUGAUGAUGAUGGUGAUGAUGAUGAUGGUGAUGAUGGUGAUGGUGAUGAUGAUGAUGAUGAUGAUGGUGAUGGUGAUGAUGGCCGCCUGUCAAUGGUAGCAUCAUUCUUUUUUUUUUUUUUUUUGAAUUUAAAACUCUUCUUUAAUCUGUAAAUUUGGUUUUAGGGCCGGACUGGAGUAAUGAUUUGUGCAUACAUGCUCCACCGCCAGAGGUUUCUAGAUGCUGAUGCCGCCUUACGACAUUAUGGAGCCACAAGGACCAGGGAUGAAAAGGUAAUCCAAUCGUUGAACUACUUAUGAAAUGUUCGUUUUAUUGUUAGGUUAACAUUUUUAGGUGAAAAGAACAAACUUGAAAGUUUCCAUUAUUAUCUGUUUAGGUACAUACUCUUGAUCUUUUAUAACAGGCUUUUGAUCAACAAACUGUUGAUCUAAUUAGAACAAUCUCUUGAUCUACUUAGAACAUGCUCUUGUUCAAAUUAGAGCAUCUCUUGAUCUAAUAAGAACAUGCCCUUGGUCUAAUUAGAACAUGCCCUUGGUCUAAUUAGAACAUGCCCUUGGUCUAAUUAGAACAUGCCCUUGGUCUAAUUAGAACAUGCCCUUGGUCUAAUUAGAACAUGCCCUUGGUCUAAUUAGAACAUGCCCUUGGUCUAAUUAGAACACUCUCUUCGUUGAAUUAUAACAGUCUCUUGGUCAAAUUAGACCAUGCUUUUCAUCUAAUUAGAACAUGCUUUUGGUCUAAUUAGCACACACUCUUUGUCAAAUUAGAACAAUCUCUUGGUAUAAUGAGAACACACUCUUAAUCUACUUAGAACAUGCCCUUGGUCUGAGUAGAACAUGCUCUUUGUCUAAUUAGAAUACUCUCUUGGUCUAAUUAGAACAUGCUCUUGGUCUAAUUAGAACACUCUCUUGGUGGACCGCACCGGGUGACACCAAAUUGAAAAAUUACAUAUUUACAGAGCACACACUGCUCGGUCUCAACAAAUUUCAUACAAUACCAUUUAUAAUGAUUCAAAGCUGACUGAAGUGUUCAGUAACUUUUGUAAGUGACAAGAAGCUAUAUUUAUCUAAAUUCUGAUAAAUAAAGCUUUCCAUUGAUACCAAAUACGAAAAGGUCAGGCAAUUCUAAGUACAUGAAUGGAAUCGGUAAAAAACUAAAAACAUUAAACAUAACUUUUUACCUAUUUAUAAUGGUUAACAAAAUAAUAUUUUACAACAUUUUCUAAUAUCUUUUAAUAAUUAAUUAAAAUUUAAAAACAAGGUUUUUGAAGCAAAAUAUAUCGAAACCCAGAAAUAUUUUCGCCGUAUCGUCGAUAGCAACACCUCUUAAAAUUUGAGCACGAUUUUCAUAAAGCACAAGGUGAUCUACAUGUUGUCUGUGAUUUCACUUGAAUCUGCUAUCUUUACCUUUGGACUGAUCUACUUAAGAAAUUAAAUCUUGCACAGCGACAUCGGCUUUACAAUUGGCAAAGUGGUGACCAACCUAGAGUCCUUUAAAUUGUUUCUACACGAGAAGCGCCGUCACUUGGUGGAAAAUGCUAUUGAAAUGGCACUUCUAAAAUCAGAUCAAAAUUGAAUUUCGCAAGAGAGAAGAUUAAGGUUGAAGAAGUGAAUAGCAGGAGAACUAUUGAGGAUCCUCCAUGGGAAAGUCAGUAGUUUCUGAUCUGAGUCUGCUGUUAAUUGAUGUGGUGGAGGAUAUUGAUUUUGAUCAAGUGAUUGACAGGUUUGCAGCUUUGAAGACCAGGAAAGGAGAAUUUUAAGUAAAGUAAAUUUAAUGUCAAAAUAACUGAAACAUUAUGUUGUUACAGUUCUUAAAUGCUUUGACCUCCUGAUCUUUAAUUAAUUUGAUUGUUUUCUUGUCAUUGUUAUACUGUUAAAUUAUUUUAACAAGAAGAGAAGAAAUCCUUUGUGCAAGUGAAGGGGAGGAGGGUGACACCAUGAGUUUACCAUACCGGGUGACACCAUGAGUUUACCAUACCGGGUGAAACCAUGAGUUUACCAUACCGGGUGACACCAUGAGUUUACCAUACCGGGUGACACCAUGAGUUUACUAUACCGGGUGACACCAUGAGUUUACCAUACCGGGUGACACCAUGAGUUUACUAUACCGGGUGACACCAUGAGUUUACCGCACCGGGUGACACCAUGAGUUUACAGCACCGGGUGACACCAUGAGAGUUUACCAUACCGGGUGACACCAAUCCUAGCUACGCCAUUGACUAUGGAUGCCUGGACUUGUAGUCUGUAAUAGCUUUCUUCUAUCCUAUCUAUAUCUGGUAGUGUGUAACUAUGUUCUUUAAUCAAAUCACUACCAGGCAGUGUGUGGCUGGUUUCUCCAGGUGUCAACUUUGUCUAGUCCUGCUGGAUAUGUGUCACUUUGUAGGUCAAGUCAUACUGGCAGAGUACAAAAUUGUAGGUCAAGUUCUGUUGGCACUGUGUAAAAUUGUUUAUCCUGUUGGCACUGUGUUACCUUUAAAUAGACUUUGACAAAGUACCACUCUGUGAGGUCAGAUUGGUGGAUUGAGCUUGUACAUCAAUUUGUUGGAUUGAGAUUGUACAACAAUAUGUUAGAUUGAGAUUGUACAACAAUUUGUUGGAUUGAUAUUGAACAUCAAUUUGUUGGAUUGAGAUUGUACAUAAAUUUGUUGGAUUGGGAUUGUACAACAAUUUGUUGGAUUGAGAUUGUACAACAAUUUGUUGGAUUGAGAUUGUACAACAAUUUGUUGGAUUGGGAUUGUACAAAAAUUUGUUGGAUUGAGCUUGUACAUCAAUUUGUUGGAUUGAGAUUGUACAUCAAUUUGUUGGAUUGAGAUUGUACAACAAUAUGUUGGAUUGAGAUUGUACAUCAAUUUGUUGGAUUGAGAUUGUACAUCAAUUUGUUGGAUUGAGAUUGUACAUCAAUUUGUUGGAUUGAGAUUGUACAACAAUAUAUUGGAUUGAGAUUGUACAACAUGUUGGAUUGAGAUUGUACAUCAAUUUGUUGGAUUGAGAUUGUACAACAAUAUGUUAGAUUGAGAUUGUACAACAAUUUGUUGGAUUGAGAUUGUACAGAAGUAUGAUCUAACAGCCAAUCAUUACCUUUUUCAGGGUGUAACAAUCCCAAGUCAGCGCAGAUACGUGUUAUAUUAUGCUGACCUACUUAAGCCAGGGAUUGUGUACAGACAAGUGAGCCUGUUGUUGAAAGGGGUCAAGUUUGAAACCAUUCCUAUGUUCAAUAGCGGCUCUUGCAGUGAGUAGAAGCAAUAAUUUGAAAAUAUGAUUUUUGGCUUAUGAUUUUCAUGACUUACAUUUAGAAUAACAAAUUUUAAAAAUUUCUAGUUGUACCACUAACUUUGUAUAGUAGUAUUGUUAUCACUUUUUGUGCCAUACAAAUUCUUUUGAUACUUCGGCAGUGCCAUAUUUUGAGGUUCAUCAGUUAAAGGUCAAGGUCUACACUUCCCCAAUCUACAAUGGAGUUCAGAGAGACAGAAACAGUUUUUACAUGCCGGUAAAUCACGGCAGCCAAUCUGUGCCCAUCUGUGGUGAUAUCAAGAUCGAGUUUUUCAACAAGUCAAAACUUAACAAAAAGGUUAGUUGUGAACAAUGUUCCCUCUAAGGUUUGCUGGUUCGUGUGCAAAAUCCUACAGUUGUGUGCAAAGUUUUACAGCAUCAAUUUUUUUGUGGAAAAAUUUUACAGCCCACAAAUACAAACACACACUUGCAUGAAAAGUUGCUGCGCGGAUACUCAAAACUGCUGCAGUGAGAUAGCUGCGCAGCAGCGCAGGUUAAAGGGAACAUUGGUUUUGAACAUAUAUUAUGACCAGUAAAAUAUCAUCUAAACCAAGCUCACGAGAAGACUGAAUGUUUUAAUCUUUAAGUUGUACACAUUGAUCAAGCUAAAAAUAGAACAAUUGUUUUACAUGUCAUUUUUUCACAUUCAGUGCCAACGAUUUUUUCCUUUGUUAAAAUCUUGAACAGGAAAAGAUGUUUCAUUUCUGGUUCAACACUUUUUUUGUAACUGACCGAGAGAGGGUGCAUCAAAACGGUGCGGCCAGCAAUGGCGCUGAUGAGGAAUACAACGAACAUUUGUCACUGACACUGCCAAAGGCGGAGCUUGACCGUGCCAAUAAGGAUAAAUCUCACAAACUUUUUAGUCCAAAUUUCAAAGUAAGUGUCUGCAAUGAAUUGACGAAUAACAACACUAGAUCAGUGUAUUUAAAAAAAAAAAUCAAAUUUUUCAUAUCAAAAUAAAAUAUGCAACUAUUUAGAAUGUUUUUUUUCUUUAGACAAGCCAAGUAUCUAUUGCCUUUAUUUUAAGAAGCAUUCUUUUCUAAACUUAAUUUUUAAAGUGAUAAAUUGGCAUGUUUCUGUUUAAUUUAAUUAAAUAAUUAUGUAAAACUAUUUCAUUGUAAUUUGUUUCUCUUGCUACAUUCGUCCUUAUUUGAAAGUAUGUUUUCUUCUUUAAGUUCUUAUUUCAUUUGUUCAAUAAAUUUUAGGUGCCUAUAAAAAGCCAAGGAAAUUCCUUAUUGUUUUGAUAAUGGUUAAUAUAUAAUAUAGCCUUUUGCAACAUUUGAUAUGGAAAAUGAAAGGAAAGAAGAGCACGAUAUUUUAACUAAAUUAUUCUUUGAUUAAGCUUGAUCUAAUUUUUCUUUUUCAUUGACAAGGUCAAGGUCUACUUUUCACCCAUGCAUGAAAGCAGCAAUCUGGAACGGAGUAAAAGCGCAGAUGACAUGACGAGAGAUCGGUACUCGGUCAUUUCAAAACGAGGUCCGCCUCACACGGUGACAACACCAAACUUUUUGCAUCCGCAGAAUCCAUCGAGGGGAUGGUCCUCAAAAUCCACACCAACGUCAGCGACGGCAUCACCACUGACCCCAGGACCACCUCCGCUCACCCCACCUCCACCCGCACACAUGGCUAUUCAAAAUAAACACAGCACCAGUGACCACUCGCUGCUGGAAAAAUAUCACCUGCUACCCCCUGAUGGUAACAUCCCCAGCGGGCGGAUUAAUCUAAAAGGGGACGAGAGGUCAGAAACGGGGUCUAUCGCAGGCAGCGUAGAAGCCAUUUCUCUGGCAUGCAGUGACGGUGAGGCCCAGGAUGACUUGUCUGACACUGAGUCUGAAAAUGAAUGGGAAGAUUGUGAGAUCACACAGGUAUGACACCUGCUAAGAUGCCCCCCCCCCCCCAAUUUGCAACUCACUGCAAUAAUUUUUGUUGAUGUUGUGCAGGUUAUACAUCACUCUGAGGUGCAGUUUUACAUCAUACAUCACCCUGUGGUACAGUUGUACAUCACCCUGUGGUACAGUUGUACAUCACCCUGUGGUACAGUUGUACAUCACCCUGUGGUACAGUUGUACAUCACCCUGUGGUACAGUUGUACAUCACCCUGUGGUACAGUUGUACAUCACCCUGUGGUACAGUUGUACAUCACCCUGUAAUACAGUUGUACAUCACUCUGUGGUACAGCUGUACAUCACCCUGUGGUACAGUUCUACAUCACUCUGAGUCUUUUUCUUAUUCUCUUGUCGGAAUAAUCUAACAUUCUAAACAUGGAUGAACCUUAACGCUCCUUCCAAGUAUUACAAAGUGGAGUUCAUAGUUGUGACAUGAUUACACCAACUUGUGGAUAAUGUAGGCCUUGUGACAUUAUUACAUCAACUUGUGGAUAAUGUAGGCCUUGUGACAUUAUUACAACAACUUGUGGAUAAUGUAGGCCUUGUGACAUUAUUACAACAACUUGUGGAUAAUGUAGGUCUUGUGACAUUAUUACAUCAACUUGUGGAUAAUUUUGGCGUAAUAUUAAAACAAAAUGGACGUGUUUUUCUGAAACUGAAGGGGAGUUCUGUGGAUGUAGAAUAUAUUUUUCUUAUGGACCUUGGGAGAGAGUUUCGUGUGAAACAAAAUAUGUUGUAUAUCUUUCAUGAAACAAAUACUUGAGAAUAUGUUACCAUAUGUCUUUGAUUGGGUAAUUCCAUUAGAAUGUAUGGAUGUUAAUAUUUCUGUUCUAAGCUCUCUUCUUGUCUUUGCCUGUCUACCACACUUGGACAUUUCAUGUGCCUUGAAUGGCUUAAAGGUUUAGAAAAUAACAUCACUAUUAUAGAAGGUAUGAGUAAUACAUACAAUCACAGUUGUAGAAUGUAUGAUGGACACGAGUAACAGAGGCCUCUGUGUAGAUAGGCAAAAAGCAUUUUGACAUUGUGAAAGAAAAUCAUCUUGCCUGUUUGCUUGUUUUAACCAAAACAUUUUUACAAAUUUCAACAACAACUGUAACAUUGCUACAAUAAUCAACUACAACAUUUCUACAAAUAUCAUCUGCAACAUUUCUAGAAAAUAUCAACUAGGGAACAACCGGUUAAACAUUUUUACUGUGUACUGAAUCCUAGUUUUUAAAGGCUACCAUUUCACCGUGGGUACUAAUCCCAGAGUACUUUUUUUGCAUUAUUCAUGAUGAAACUUACUGUAUAUUAACUGUGUAUAACGUGUUCCGUGUAUAAUUCCACUGUAUAUUAACUGUGUAUAACGUGUUCCGUGUAUAAUUCCAUGUCUAUGUAUAAUACAAAUGAACAAAAUAGAGAUUUAUUUUAUAAUAAAAAUGGCAAACUCCUUUAAAUUCUUAUACCCCGUAAUAUUUAAAAUUAACUGCGGUCAGACCAAUGCAACAAUGCUAAUAUCAUUUCAAAGGAGUGCUACCAACAUUUCUGGUGUUAUGCACUUAUACUGUACUUUCUCGAUCACCGAAGGCUUGAAUAGGCGUUUUAAGCCUAUAAUAAUAUAUCAUUGACUAGUUAUGAAAGAUUUCUUAAACAAGCAUAUAAUUUUGAACCGCCACGUUUAACAUAUUAUAACCACAUGGCACGUAGAGUUUAAAAAAAAACUUCAAUCCACAUGACGGUACAGUGAACAAUAAUGUUAUAAGUUGUUAAAAUUAAAUAACUUUCUCAAGUCUGAUGAUAAUCAUAUUACCAGACUUAUUUACUCUUACGAUUUUGCGUACAAUGUACGAUUUGAGGUGUAAACAUUACAUAAACUGUAUGUUUAUUUUUUUACUAUAAAUGUAAGAUAUUGUACGAGUUUAAGAGUUUGAGGGUAAACAGGUCUGUAUUACUUCAUUAAUUUAAAUAUAGGAAUCUGUAUUUCUCAUACCACAGCCAGCAUAAUUGACCGAUUGGUUAUCUAUAAUGACAUCUAAAUUUCAAUCAACUUCAUCAACUUAAACUCAUUAAUUUUUUAGUUACUAUUGAUCAGUGCAAAAAGGCCCAUAAAAUUUGUUGAAAAUUUAAAAGUUUUCAUUUAUUCAAUGGGGAGGGAUGUAAAUAUGUUAGAAUGCGUGUGCAGCUAAUGUUAUAUCGUGUGGAUUCAAAGUUAGCAUUAAGCAGCUGGGUGUUUUUUUUGUUCUUUCUUUCUUUGUUUGUUUUGGUGGGAAAUGAACUCCAACCAGUUUAAUAUGGAAAUUUAUGGAACAUCUCUAAAACUUUAAACUUCAAAUAAAUAUUUGGAUCUUUAAUAGAACGCUAGUAAAAGAAGUAUUUGCAGAGGUGAGUGCUUGACCAAAAAAUAGGAUAUUCGGACGGAGGGGAGGGGGGGGGGAAUGGGUUUUCGGUUGUUCCCUAAUUUCAAC